Molecule: messenger RNA, 613 nt
Organism: Drosophila gunungcola (fruit fly)
Lineage: Eukaryota; Metazoa; Arthropoda; Insecta; Diptera; Drosophilidae
Product: amyloid-beta precursor protein-like
Exons: 3
Coding region: 11-373 (120 amino acids)
Molecular function (GO): serine-type endopeptidase inhibitor activity
Source: RefSeq, a predicted model, not a curated record
CAAUAGCAGCAUGUUCCACCUUCACUUAACUUUUCUUUUUAUUCUAUGCCUGGCAGCUGUGAUCCUAGCUGACGACAUGGACUCGGAUUCCUUACAGGAUCAGUAUGAAAGGGAGCAGUAUAAAAUACGCAAAAAUGUUUGCAUCCAAAAUCCUGAGUAUGGCAAGUGCGAAGGACGGCGUCGCCUGUGGUACUACGAUUUGAGCAAGGCCAAGUGCCAAACUUUUAUUUACUCCAAUUGUGGUGGAAAUGGCAACCUUUUCUUUACCCGAGAAUCAUGCCAGGAAUUCUGCGGCAAAUACAACUGGAAGAAGAAUCGUAAGGGAGGACGUCCACGUAUGGCUGUUUUCAAGAAGUACAAUUUGAGUGCAUAAAACAUUUUAAACAAUGCAAUGGCAGUACUAUCGCACUCGAAAUCGGAAUCGCGGCCUAAUGCAGCAAUUGACGUGCGGCGUUUGCACCUAGCCGAGUAUUUGAUGGGUCCGCAGGUCCCAGAGGCGGAGGCCACAUAAAAGUGGCGCGGCAAUUGCCAACUUUGGUCACUGCCGGCGACAAGUGUAAAACGACUGUCUCCAGGAGUCGGCGCUGGGAUCUCGGAUAUUAUGGUUGGAUCU